UCCAAACUCUACCACAAACCACCCAUCUUAACACACACACACAAACCAUAAACCUUCUUUCUCCAUCAAAAACCAAACCAAAAUCCUAUAAUUGGAAUCUUUUUCUUCUGUGCUGUGUUUUUCUUUUAAGAUUCAUUUUACUUAAGACUUCAAACUCUACACAAACACACUCAUUCAUUUGUUACCAAUAAUGGCUUGUGCAUUGCAAGCUACCAUAACAACCAACACAUGUGCCUUUUCAACAAGGAAAUUCUCCUUGAAGCAACAAAAGAUUAACAAGAGAAGUUCAUGCAUGUUCAUUGUUAGAGCUUCUUCUGAGUCUGAUUGUAAUGAUGAAGAAUGUGCCCCUGAUAAGGAAGUUGGGAAGGUGAGUAUGGAAUGGUUAGCAGAGGAGAAGACAAAAGUAGUAGGUACAUAUCCACCACGUCGUAAGCAGGGUUGGACAGGCUAUGUUGAAAAGGAUACUGCUGGACAAACAAAUAUAUAUUCAGUCGAGCCAGCAGUUUACGUGGCAGAGAGUGCUAUAAGUUCAGGAACAGCUGGUACUUCUUCCGAUGGAGCUCAGAACACAGCAGCAAUUGCUGCUGGUCUUGCACUGAUCUCAAUUGCCGCUGCAUCAUCAAUACUUCUACAGGUUGGUAAGAAUUCUCCUCCUCAGGUCCAAAAAGUCGAAUACUCUGGGCCAUCACUUAGUUACUACAUCAACGAGUUCAAAACACAAGAAAUUACUCAAGCGCCCUCUGUGUCUACUGAGACAGAGCUAUCAUCAUCUGUUCCAACAGAGAGUGAUGUGCCUACUCAGACAGAACUAUCAUCAUCUGUUCAAUCCGAGAGCAUCGCGCCCGCUAAGACAGAACUAUCAUCAUCUAUUCAAACAGAGAGUGUUGCGACCGAUGCAUCCAUAUCUGUUCCACCUGAAAGCUCUCCUGCAGAAGUUUCUCAAGUUCAAGUGGAAUCUCAAAUUCAGACAGAGACCUCAAGUGUGGACAUCGUAUCUUAAGUGAUCACUUGUGUGACCACUUUUUCUUUAAAAGCAUGCCAAAGUAGUUCAUUCUAUGUUGAUAAUAUGAGCUUAUGUAUACAAGGUUAAUGGAUGGAAAUGUUUUUGCUACCAAAUUAAGUGUGUUUAUAUUUUGCUAAUGAAAGAGAUAUGAUAUUAGUGAACACAACUAAAGGUUAAGCGUUACAUAUCUUACUUUUAUAUAUAAUUCUCAAAAUAGUGAAACCGUAUUUGAAAUAUUA
This is a messenger RNA of Medicago truncatula (barrel medic), 1242 nucleotides long. RefSeq names its product protein MAINTENANCE OF PSII UNDER HIGH LIGHT 1. Gene Ontology annotation, cellular component: chloroplast thylakoid membrane. The transcript has 3 exons. The coding region runs from base 191 to 1000 and encodes 269 amino acids. Gene Ontology annotation, biological process: regulation of protein complex stability. The record is from RefSeq and is a predicted model, not a curated record. Lineage: Eukaryota; Viridiplantae; Streptophyta; Magnoliopsida; Fabales; Fabaceae.